Molecule: messenger RNA, 273 nt
Organism: Phodopus roborovskii (desert hamster)
Lineage: Eukaryota; Metazoa; Chordata; Mammalia; Rodentia; Cricetidae
Product: WAP four-disulfide core domain protein 18-like
Exons: 2
Coding region: 1-273 (90 amino acids)
Biological process (GO): antibacterial humoral response; innate immune response
Cellular component (GO): extracellular region
Molecular function (GO): peptidase inhibitor activity
Source: RefSeq, a predicted model, not a curated record
AUGAAAACAGCCACAGUCUUGGUUCUGGUGGCUUUGAUCGCCAUGGAGAUGGACAAGGUCUGUGCUCUGACAAUUUCUCCUGGAAGAUUACAGAAACCUGGAGCUUGCCCUAAGAUGCCCACACUGGAUAUGAGAACUUGUCUUGAACAGUGCUCAACAGUAUUUAUGAGAAUUUGUCUUAAUCGGUGCUCAGGAGAUGAAUCGUGUCCCAAUAAAAAGAAGUGCUGUAGAUUUGGGUGUGGUCGUGUCUGUAUGCCCCCUAUCUUUAAGUGA